CCAGCGACGACCGAUCGUGGCGGCGCCACAGCUCUAGGCUUCAUCUAGGUAGCUAGUCGCCCUUGAUAAAGCCGCUCCAUCUCCAACAUCAAGCACCUUUUGAUCUCCAACAUCAAGCACGUUGGAGGAUGGGGGAGGCGAUGAGGAGCGCGGUGAAGCGGCUGAGCUUCGGCGGUGGGGAUCGUGCGGAGGCGGCGAGGGAGGUCGGGAGGCUGGCGCGGGCCGACGAGCGCACCAAGCGCGCGCUGCCGGAGCUCGGCGUCGUGCCGGUGCUCGUGUCCAUGCUCGGCGCCGCCGACGCCCACAGCGGCGCGCGGGUGGCCGCGGCCGGGGCGCUGCUCGACCUCGCCAGAGGAACCCACAGAAACAAGGUGCACAUAGUGAAGGCCGGCCUGCUGAAGAAGCUCCCGGGGCUCAUGGCCGACGCCGACAGGGGGCUCGCCACGAGCCAGGAACUCGCGCUGCUGCUCCUCUCGCUCUCCUCGCUUGCCGACACCGACUUCCCGCUCUCCCCCGCCGCCGAGCUCAUCCCGUUCCUCGUGGCCGCGCUCGGCGCCCCCGACGCGCCUGCCGAGACGCGGCUGGCAUGCCUGGCCGCGCUCCGGAACCUCUCGGCCAAGCUCGAGCACGUCCGGGACGUGGCCGCCGCCCGCGGCGCCGUGCGCGUUCUGCUCGCGCUCUGCGCCUGCGCGCCGCAGCCGAAGACGACGACGAAGAUGCCGACCAUGGCGACGGCGACGGCGGAGGCGGCGCUGUGCGUGCUCGGCGACAUCGCGGCGGCGGGCGGCGCGGCGGGGCGGAGCGCGAUCGCGGAGGACGAGGAGGCGCCCGGGGCGCUCUUGGGCGCCAUGGCGCGGCACGGGAGCGCGGCGUGCCAGGAGCACGCCACGUACCUGGUCAUGGCGCUCGCGCACGGCAACAAUGGCGGAAACUCGAUGAGGCGGCGGAUGCGCGAGCUCGGCGCAGUGCAGGCGCUGCUGGAGGUGUCGCUGCUCGGGAGCCCGCUGGCGCAGCGGAGGGCGGCCAAGAUCCUGCAGUGGUUCAAGGACGACGGGCAGAGCGGCGACAGCAGGAUCAGGGCGCACUCUGGCCCGCGCAUGGAAGGCGCCUCGUCGUCGUCGUGCGGUGGCGCCGGCGGCAGAGACGGGGAAGACGGCGAGGGCCACGGCGCGAAGGCGGCCGGGGACGCCGUGGACAGGAUCGUGAAGCAGAGCCUUGACAUGAACAUGAGGUCCAUCAUGCGGCGAGCCACGGCGUCCGUGGACAUGACCAGUGCUAAUACUAAUAAGUUGCUGGUGGCGAGUUCUAGCUCCAAGAGCUUGCCUUGCUGAAACCACACACAAAAUGCUCACAUUUCUUCCUUCCCUCCUCCCUUUUUUUGGGUCAAGAUUUACGAGUUAUUUUCAUCUUACUAUGUAAAUUGAGAAAUUGGAGUAAAAUUAACACAAUGAACCCAGGAGAGAAUUCUGUGAGAGCAGAAUUCCUUGGUGAUAAAUUGAGUAGAACGCUGUAAUAUGGAAACAUAUGUUUGGUCAAGGAAACAUAUGAACUUUCCUAUAGCAAUGAACUGUGUAAUAUGGAA
Messenger RNA from Brachypodium distachyon (stiff brome), 1582 nucleotides. RefSeq lists its product as uncharacterized. Gene Ontology annotation, molecular function: protein binding. Lineage: Eukaryota; Viridiplantae; Streptophyta; Magnoliopsida; Poales; Poaceae. The transcript is spliced from 2 exons. Bases 129 to 1331 code for a protein of 400 amino acids. The record is from RefSeq and is a predicted model, not a curated record.